UUACAGCUGUGCGUUCAAGGAGGAAGACUGUACACUGUGUACACCACUUUAUUCCAAGGGACUGAGUGAGUGCUCAAUAAAGACUCACCAAUAUUUUCAUUUUCUUGCUCUUGCGUAAAGGGAAAUUCAAGGCAAGCAUGGAAGUUUGUAAAGGUCGUUUACUUGGUAUCUCAGUCGCUGUUGCUCAUGGAUUUUUCUCGGGAUCGUUGAACAUUUUACUAAAAUUUCUCAUCACGACUUAUAACUUCAACUACCUCACUCUCAUCCAGUGCCUCACCAGCACGCUGGCAGCGAUUACACUGGAGAUACUGAGGAGACUGGGCAAAGUAGACAUACCUCCGUUCAGUCUUCAACUAGCCAAAGUCUUCGGAGGUGUUUGUAUUCUGUCCACAUUACAGUCCACUCUAACACUAUGGUCUCUCAGAGGACUGAGUCUACCCAUGUAUGUCGUUUUUAAACGGUGUCUACCGUUGGUCACCCUAGGCAUCGGCGUGUGCGUUCUGAAGAACGGUAUCCCGUCAGUGGGGGUCAUAACGGCGGUGCUCAUCACCACUGGAGGAGCAGCUUUAGCUGGAUCUGGUGACGUGACGGGUGACACGUUUGGCUACGUGACGGGCGUCCUGGCUGUGAUCAUCCACGCCUCCUACCUGGUCUUGAUCCAGAAGACCAGCACAGACAGUGAAUAUGGCCCCCUCACGGCCCAGUACUCCAUCGCCAUCAUGGCCUCCCCAGUUCUCUUAAUCUGCUCCAUUGUCAGCAUGGACUCCAUCAACAUGUGGAGUUACACGGGCUGGAGUAACCCCUUCAUCUCUGGCAUCUUCUCCCUCUGCAUAGUCAUCGGCUGUGCCAUGAACUUCACGACGCUGCAAUGCACCUACAUCAACUCGGCCGUCACCACCAGCUUUGUGGGAGUGGUGAAGAGCAUUGCCACCAUCACAGUGGGCAUGGUAGCCUUCAGCGACGUGGAGCCCACCAGCCUGUUUGUUGCCGGUGUUGUGGUCAACACUGUGGGCUCCAUCACCUACUGCAUCGUCAAGUACUUUGAGACCAGGAGGAAGACCCUCUACCAGGACCUGGAGGAGCAAAGCAAGGACGAGAGUCUGCCUGGACAAACUUACAUUGAGAAGAAGCCUCCCAAUGGAGACCUGGAGCCCUUGCCCAAUGGUCACGGAUGGGCCGAUGAAGGAUCGAUUGAACAGGUCCCCACACAGGACCACCUCCUCAAUGAUCAGAGCCUCAGUGACUACCCACUUCCAGACACCAGCAACAGCGUGGAGUCUGUAGAACUCCAGAGAGAGGCCUUUCAUAACGAGAAUCGGGCCAACCAGGCCAACCAGUCUGUGAGUGACAGUUACCUAAGGGUGUGUAGGUCCAUCCGUAACCUGCAGUUCUUGAACAAAGACACCUUAAUAGAUAAUAUGGAGGUGCAGAGCCCUUAAUGGGGAAUCACUCUAAUUUCAAACGGUGCAUGUUUUGUCAGUCUUUUCUGUUUGUAUGUUUUUUUCUGUUUAUUUGUAAGACUGGUUGGACAUUGGGCACUGAUUUAAUGUUUAGAACAUGCGCUUAUGGAAGCAGCAAAGUAUUUUUGAGAAGAUGGAGUGUUUAUAUGAAUUGGAAAAAAUAUACUGACUAUUUAUAAAAGCAUUUAUGUUUAAAUGUUUUAUAUGGAUUUAUCAGUCAUAUUAAUAACAGGUGAAUAGUUGAUGGUAAAAUUACUAAAACUAGGGGUCAAAGACAUCUGAUACCAUAAUAAUGGAAUACCUCCCAACCACUAUUUUGCUGUAUGGUAAACAAAAUGAAUUGUCUGUGUGACAGUGCAUCGGGUAUGGUUGAUAUGUAUUUACAUGUUAUAAAAAGAUUAAUACCA
Molecule: messenger RNA, 1867 nt
Organism: Oncorhynchus gorbuscha (pink salmon)
Lineage: Eukaryota; Metazoa; Chordata; Actinopteri; Salmoniformes; Salmonidae
Product: solute carrier family 35 member D3-like
Exons: 2
Coding region: 138-1439 (433 amino acids)
Cellular component (GO): Golgi apparatus
Molecular function (GO): antiporter activity
Source: RefSeq, a predicted model, not a curated record